AUGGGCAGUUCACAUUCAUUUUCAAUAUCACAUUUUAAUGCGAAUAUUCGUACAAGUGAUGGAAAGACAUUUGGAUUAUCUUCUCAUGAUUUUGUUGAUCAUAUUGUAUUGCUUCGUCGAGUGAUUGCGCAUCCAGAAAUGACGCAGCAAGGUGAAACGUUGAAUUAUUAUAUCGAUGAUUAUUGUAGACGCAUGGCUCGCCAAGAAAUUGCAACCAGGAAUAAACAACGGAGACUUCCAUGGCAAAUCGACUGGGUCUGGCAUGUUCAUCGUCUUCAUCCAAUUGCCUAUAACAACGAUUGUACUAAGCAAUUACCAAAUAGUAAACUUGUCGAUAAAAGUUACCGACGAUUAAGAAUAAAACGACGUCGAAAAUUCCGUUCAGUGAAUUUAUUCGAAUCAAUAAGAAAUCCUUCAACGUUUAUUCCUUCGAUCGAUCUGGCAAAAGCCGUAGUUCGUCAACAUGAUUUUCUUGAAAAAUUUAAGCAACAUAGACUUUUUUCAAUGGAUCUACGACUAUUGAAUCGAAACUUAUUUGAACAAAUGGUACAAAAUUAUAUUUCAUUUUUAAAACUAGCAAAAAUAGAUGAAAUCAUUGUACCAACAUUCGAUAUUGAUUUGAUAUGGCAUACACAUAUGAGGUUUCCAUUAUCUUAUCAAAACACGUCGAAAGCAUUAUGUGGUUUUCUUCUUGAUCAUGACGACUCGCUAGAAAAUGAUAUUCUAGUCGAUGCUUAUCAGAAAACAGCUGAACAGUGGAAGAUGACUUACAAGGUAGAUUAUGGCAAAGAUAUUGACAAAGAUAACUUGCGCACAUCGCAAUAUGUUAGCUCCUGCGCAAUAAUAAUGGCACCGGUUGUUAUAUUCUCAUCAAGUGAAGGUGGUGGUGGAUGUGGAGGUGGAGGUGGUGGUGGUGGGUGUGGAGGUGGAGGUGGGGGUGGUGGUGGUGGUGAUGGAUGUGGAGGUGGUGGAUGUGGAGGUGGAGGUGGAGGUGGAGGAUGUUGA
Molecule: messenger RNA, 1005 nt
Organism: Rotaria sp. Silwood1
Lineage: Eukaryota; Metazoa; Rotifera; Eurotatoria; Philodinida; Philodinidae
Source: the annotation of a GenBank genome assembly